Molecule: messenger RNA, 3192 nt
Organism: Necator americanus (New World hookworm)
Lineage: Eukaryota; Metazoa; Nematoda; Chromadorea; Rhabditida; Ancylostomatidae
Exons: 24
Coding region: 1-3192 (1063 amino acids)
Cellular component (GO): cytoplasm
Molecular function (GO): enzyme inhibitor activity; protein kinase binding; phosphatase regulator activity
Source: RefSeq, a predicted model, not a curated record
AUGGUGGUGCGUGAGGACGACGACCUGGAUCUGGAAGAAGCCACCAAGCAUGCAAGCAUUCUCCAGAACAAACAGCUGAUCACCAACAAUGUCAUCAAUAAGCGGAAGGAACAGCUCCAACGGUGGGAAAGCAGUGAGAUGAAUGGUGAGCCAGUUCUUCGGCAGAAGAAAGCUCGUGUAAAAUUCGAGGAUAGCGAUAUAUUCUUGAGCGCAUGUAUGUCUGGCGAUGAGGACGAAGUGGAAGAGCUGUUAGCCAAAGGUGCUGACAUUAACACUGCCACUGUCGAUGGAUUAACGGCUUUACAUCAGGCUGUGAUCGACAGCAAACCGGAUAUGGUGCGGUUCUUGUGUGAAAAAGGUGCUGACGUAAAUGCUCAAGACAACGAAGGAUGGACGCCAUUGCAUGCUGCUGCCUGUUGUGGAAAUCUUGCCAUAGUUAGAUAUUUAUGUCAGAGUGGUGCUCUCCUCAGUGUAAUCAACAGCGACAGAGAGUUAGCAUUAGAUCUCGCAGACGACGAAUCGUGCAGGGAGUUUCUCGAACACGAGUACCGUAAGCAAGGGGUUAUACCUGAGCAGUGCCGUGAUCAGGAACUUGCUACAAUGAUGAGAGAUGUACAGCAAUGGAUACGCGAUAAGGAAUAUUGCGAUAAACCACAUCCUCGGACAGGAGCGACUGCUGUACACGUUGCCGCGGCGAAGGGACAUACGCAACUGCUCGAGUUGUUGAUCAAAGCUGGUGGUAAUGUACUUGCUCGAGAUAAGGAUGGGUGGACCCCUCUCCAUGCUGCGGCUCACUGGGCAGAGAAAGAUUCAUGCAAAAUCUUGCUCGAACAUGGUGCUAGUAUUACUGAUACCAACUUUGCGGGCCAAAAUGUACUAGCUGUAGCUGAUAAAGAUGUAGUCGAAUACUUAGAAGACUUAGAACGGUCGGUCGAUAAACGAAAAUCUCCACCUACUGCACCAGCAAGUAUUUUACAAGAGAAGAACAACAGACUCUCACGUGAAGAGCACACUUUAACAACAGACCGUAAACAUGAAAUACAACACAAAGACCAGGCUAGUGAAAAUGAAAUGCUGCGCUCCUUGGUGACAAUUCGGAGGCUUGGUGAUGGCAAGUCCCCUUCUCCGCCAUCUGAAUCACCUUCAUUGCGAGGAUCCGUUGAAAGUGAGCAGCGGACUCCUCCUGCUGCAGUUGAAGACAAAUCAUCUGCGGAACGGAGCGCAAGCGAACCUCCUUCCUUGCCGAAAACGACAACAGAGACUUUUCCCACGGAAAGAAUUCCUUCUUCCAUCCGAUCAACUGUAUCCGCAGAGAGAUCGUUGCCGCUUUCAAAACCUGUGGAGUUACAACGAUCUGGGAGUGGAACACCUUCUUUGGCUGAAUCUAUUAAAACAUCGGAUGGAUCUUCCUCUUCUAUUCAUAGUGGAGAUCAGCACGUAUCCGCCACUGUCCCAAUACCAACUCGUCCACUUCAGCAGCCUAAUUCCUGGAUAAAUCGUGGUGUGCAGCUUAUCACUAGGUCCGGUAGCUCUUCUGCUUCAUCUAUUGCGCGAUCAUCAGCUACAGCUUCUUCUGACUCCUCUUCACCCAUGUCACUGGGAACAUCAUCAACUAGCAGUGGAAUACAGCCUGGUGCUGGCACUCCUAGCGUCCUACCAAAGCCACCUUGUUUGCCCUCAACGGUGCUGCGAUCGAGAUCAACACCAUCGAAUUUGCCGUGGGCGUCCCUUUCUCGUGUAUUCAACAGUCCAGUGCAGUCUCCUAGUGAUCCGCAGUCGCCUUCUGUUGGCACUCCCACCUCUCCAUUCGCACAAAGCAGGGUUUCUGCAUUUCGUCCCUUAUCCAGCCCUAGCGAGACUGCUCCUCCAGUAGUGUGUGGUGAAUUGCCUCGUGGUCUUCAUCCACACCAACUUAAUCCGAGCAAAAUGAGACCAUGGCAGUCGAGCGCAGUUACCGAAAGCGAAGCUGAGAGAAGGAAUACUGCAAGGAUACAACGGCAGCAUCGACGUUCGACGCAAGGUGUUACUAAGGAGCAUCUUGAAGAAGCUAGCCGAAUUGCAAUGGCUGAAGCUGCUCGACGACGGGGACAAGCUGCUUCGCAAACUGCACCAUCCAAUGCUACUAGUGCUCCUAAUCCAAGUCGUGAGACGGGUGUUGCGAGAUUGGCAUCCGAAGAAAGGGAUUCUACGUCCAUGUGUUCUGACCGGAGUUCUACAAGCAUCGAAAGAAGCUCAUUGGAGGGUUCUGUCAUCAGUCAUCCGUGUAGUGUUCCGAAAGAGCCCUCCGAAGCAAUGGAACGUACUAGCUGGGAACGUGCUCCGCCACCAGCAAAUGCUGUUUCGUCGACUGCUCCUUUGUCACUGCCUUCUACCACUGCAUCUAAUCAAGCCGUUGUUGGAAUACGAAGGAAGAGUCAGGGCUUGUCUGUAUCUCGAUCGAAUCGCCGAGGUACUGGGCCAGUACUGGCCGAGGAUAUCCACGCGGCGGUUUCUGCGCGGCAGACACCUGAUACGAAUGUCAACUCUACAUCUACUCGUACUACGUCAGUGGAACCUGCAACCACAACCGUUCGUCCUACUGUAAGCGUUAGCUCGUUCGCGCGGCCACUCAUCUCCAGUGCUAAUAUUCGUACCGAUGUUGCACGUGGGGUGGAGACGUCUGCAAGUCUUGACCCAUCGGGCCACGUUACAACUACUGCUCCUCCUACUCGGACUUCCAGUGCAACUGUUACAGUCGGACGGGUCCAACCACGGCUUCCUGGCCAAACUAUAAUGAAUUCUUCCUCAUUCACCGCCCCUACUUAUACUAUUAAUGCACGCCCUACCGAAAUGAACCUCAACUACAAAGCGCUUUAUGAAAAAGAGAAAACGGAGUGCGAACGGCUGAGAAAGGAACUGGAGGAAAUGAAGCGGUCUCAUGAUCAUAACGGAUCUGUUUCAACGUUGCGCACGGCGUCGUCUCGAUUCCGUAACGGCUCACCGGCUACCGGACCAGCUCCGGUAGUGAAAUCUGCAUCGGGUAACUCUCUAGACGACAAUGAAAGGCGAACGAUGGAACGAAAAAUAGCUGAUCUCGAAAUUCAACUCAAGGAACUGGACGAGCUGAAUGCGGCCAAUUUGCAACUUCGAGCUGAAAAUGCGGCCAUGAUGCGCGUUCUCGCUAAACUCAGCCAACCUGUCAGCCGGCUCUGA